Messenger RNA from Dryobates pubescens (Downy woodpecker), 2449 nucleotides. RefSeq names its product BRD3 opposite strand (gene BRD3OS). The transcript has 2 exons. The record is from RefSeq and is a predicted model, not a curated record. The coding region runs from base 664 to 933 and encodes 89 amino acids. NCBI's taxonomy places the organism in Eukaryota, Metazoa, Chordata, Aves, Piciformes, Picidae.
GCCGAGCCGGGCCGGGCCGGGCAGCGCAGAGCACGGUCGGAGCCCCGGAGCGGUGGUCAGGAGGUGAUGAGCAUCGCGGGUCGGGUUGGCACAGCUGGGGCCGGAGCAGCAUCUCCUGCAUCCCUGAGGCCGUCCCUUGCUGAGCUCCUGUCCAUCAGCCUGCAGCCUGAGGAGGGCUCACAGACGGACCUGACCCCUUAGGCCUGCCCUGCAGCUCUGGCAUCAGUUCCGCAGGGCAGCAGAAGUCCUCCGGAGCUCCUGGGCCCAGCACCGUGGAGCCCCCACUGCAUCCUCCUGAGCUCCUCCAUGGGCUCGCAGCAGCCAGCAGCUUGCGCGGCCCCUUCGCAAGAUGAGCCACGCAGUGGCAUCACCACUGGCUGAGCUUUUGGAAGUCCUGGCUGGUUGUGUAAGCGAGGCCAAGCUGUCUGCUGCGAUUUCGGGGGGGCUCCUGCCUCCCUGCUGCCAUCCCUGAGCGGCGCUGACACCAACCACCGGCUCACGGCUCCCCAGAGCUGUGCCGCUGGGGAUGCUCUCCUGUGAGCUCCAAGCAGCAGCAGCAGCAGCAGCAGCAGCAGCAGCAGCAGGCGACCCGGAGCCAGCCGUCGGGGUCCGUUUGGGAGCUGUUGGGGAGGAGCUCUCCUCUUUGGCGCUUCCCUGGAGCAGAUGAGUGAGAAGGUGGUGAACGGGAGGGUGCCCCUGCCGGAGAAGGCUCUGUCGGAGGGCUACGCGCGGCUGCGCUACAGGGACACCUCUCUGCUCAUCUGGCAGCAGCAGCAGCAGAAGCUGGAGUCGGCGCCCCCCAACACCUACCUGAGCAGGAGCCGGAGCAUGUGGUACUCCCAGUACGGCAACGAAGCCAUCCUGGUGAGGGACAAGAACAAGCUGGACGUGCCCAGGGACACAGGGCAGUCCAAGUUCUGUGCCAUUAUGUGAUCCUUUUUAAUCACUAUUUAUUUUGUUGAGGGGGGCAGGGGUGGUGGUGGUGGCUUUGCAGCAGCAAGCCACACACAGAGACAUUGAAAAGCAAAAAGCAAAGCAGACUGGCAUCAAGUUGGGGGGCAGGGGGUGAGAUGGCUUUGUACCAUCCUCAGGACAGACCUCAAGCCCCAUGUGUAGGGGACAGGCCAGAAGGGCUGUCUGAAGUUUCUGUGUGGUGUUUGUUUGUGUUUGUUGUUGUUGUUGUUGUUAGAGUCAGGUUUUGCAUGUCAUUGAGUGUGUGUGGCAAAAAGCAGCCCCCAGCUCCUGAGCUUGUGUGCUGCUGCCUGGCAGCUUGGCAGGGUCCCUGCUGGACCAUGUGUGGCUUGUUAGUGGCUUGCGGUGCCACGAGGAGCUCCUGGUGUGGUUUGGGAGCCAUCCCAAAGUGGCAGCAGGCACUUUGCCUCUCCAGCCCUUAGGCAUUGCCAGAGCUGGUGGGGGAGAGGUGAGUGCCAAUCCACUUCCAUGGAGGCUAAGGUUUGAGGAAGGUGAUCAGCAGAACUGCUUGGCCAGAAGGUGUUCUGCUUCCCCCUCCCUGCUGCCCUGGAAGUGGUCUCUUAACCACCAGCUAAUGAAGUGAUUUAUUGUGGGGAGGGCUAAAACCAUAUGGAGAAUUCCACCUGAGCCUUCACAGCAGCUGGCAGGAAAGGUGAGCCGCAGCUUCGUGCCCUGCAAAGCCCUCUCUGAUGCCACAGACAGGACUCCUAGAGCUGGUGGAACCUGAGCUUCCUUCAGGCAGGUGGUUGCCCAGGCCAGGCUUUGGGAGUGGAUCACCAAGUGACCCACCUGGGAGGGAGGGCCAGGAGGGCAGCAGGAAGCGAGCUGCUGUAAAUACACAGAGCUGAGGGACAGAAGGGACACUCCUACACUGCCAGAGAUGGGUUAGAGAAGGAAACAACUCCCCUGAUGGGGGAUUGCAUCUCGAGUUUCAAUGCAUGCAGCGGCUUGGAAGGGUUUGUCUUCAGCUGGGGUCGGGUAGUAGGGUCAGUGCAUGCAUCUUGGAAGUGGCUGGGAAUGUUUGCUUCAACCAGCUGAAGGAUUGGAGGGAGGGGAAGUUAACCACAGCUGCACUUGCUGGGGAAUAGAAGCUGCUGUCAGAUCAUUUCCUGACUUGCUCAGGGGCACGAUGAAAACCCAAACCCACCUGAACCUGCGUUGAGAACAGAGCAGUACCACUCCCAGGGCUGCUCCUCCUGUGCCCAGGGUUCAGCAUGAAAGGACAGCCCUGGGCUUAAGUUACAGCCCCUUCCAUGCCCUGCUGAGGCCAUCCUCCCACUGCCCUGCUUGCCUCAUCCAGCAGCACUCAGAGAGGCUUUAACCUCCAGCAAACCAGCAUUUGGUGCUGCCUUCAGCAUGGAUUAGCUGCCUGCCUAAAAACGAGGCCCAGGUGUUGCUUCUGCUCUCUUUAUCUCCAACCUCUUUUGCAUUUUCCAAGCACUUUAUUGAUUUCUUUAUGGUUCAGCAAAGCAGCAGC